Colletotrichum truncatum is the source of this 300-nucleotide messenger RNA. Its product is annotated as microsomal signal peptidase 12kDa subunit. Gene Ontology annotation, biological process: protein targeting to ER. Gene Ontology annotation, cellular component: endoplasmic reticulum membrane; signal peptidase complex. NCBI's taxonomy places the organism in Eukaryota, Fungi, Ascomycota, Sordariomycetes, Glomerellales, Glomerellaceae. The record is from RefSeq and is a predicted model, not a curated record.
AUGGCCGAUCAAGUCCUCGACCAGGUUCGCGAUCUUGCUGAAGGCCAGAUUGAUUUCCAAGGCCAAAAACUAGCCGACCUUCUGGCUACCCUUGUCCUCUCAGCAUCCGGAGCCCUCGCCUUCAUCAUUGGCUAUCUUCUCCAAGAUAUAAAACUGGCCGUUUACAUUGGUCUUGCCGGAACCGCUUUCACGUUCCUCCUCGUUGUACCUCCAUGGCCCUUCUACAAGCAGCACCCUGUGAAGUGGCUGGAACCCGGGUCUGGGACAAGCAAUGUGGCUACAAUAGAAAAGUCGGGAUAG